AUGGGAAACCCAUGCACUGCAAUGAAUCAAAGAAAUAGCCAAGACAUGUCUUCUUCUGAGCAUUCUCUCAUGAAAGCGUCGUGAAUUAAAGACGGCGGAUAUCUCUUUUUAGCUGCCUUUCGUCGAGAAACCACUGAGCAGAGCUACUCACGAACCCAAUCAACUUACAAUAGAAAUUGAAAAAGACUUGCACCUACGCUCAAGAAAAAAACUGAAGAAUCCCCAUCUUUGUAUCACCCAGAAUUAAGAAAGCAAUGAAAACAUUACAUUAGAAGGUAAAUUCCAUUUAGUGGUGUUCCAGAUAAACUGGCAAGAUCAGUAAUUCUUAAGCUAUUUUCCAUCAAAGGAUCUGAUAUUGAAUACCAUCCUUUACUGAUGGAAGUUUUUUCAGGCAAAAUCCCUGAAACUUUUACACUAGUCCCCACUUUCUCGACAGCCACUUCGAUUGAAAAAAUCCUCUCCCGAUAUUAUAUUAAUUCAGUUGGAGAAGCCGCGUUAAAAAGGAUUUUAUGGGUAAUCCACAAUUAUCACCCGUUCGUUAAAUUUUGCCCACAAAUUGUAGGUGCUUUGUCACUUUUACUUGUAUACCUUAAUGAAAAUGAAGCUUAUGCUUUGAUUACGAAAUUAUUAAUUAAUUCAAGACAGGAAAAAGAAACAAGCUUUAAACGGCAUUUUACCUGCACGAAACGGGAGCAUAGCAUAUUGGUGCAAGAAACUUCAAAUUUAAUUAGAAGAGAUAUGAGAGGGUUAGCAACGUUUUUGGACUCUCAAAACUUUGACUUAAAUAAGCUGAUUUCUGACAUGCUGAACUGCUUUUUCGUCGGCUAUUUCAGGAUUUCGUGCUUAUUAAGGAUUUUACUUUGCUUUUUAUGUGAAGGGAACAAAACUUUGAUCCGAGUAAUUUAUGGAGUAUUUAACAUACUACAGCGAGAGCUCCCAUACAGACAAGAACAAAUUGAAGUUUAUAUUAAAAACCAAUGCUGUUCGCUAACUAGCUGCGACGAUCUUUUAAGAACUGGCUUCCGAGCUCUCAUUAGCCGCCAAGAUUUUAUUUCUGAGCAGCCUGAGCCUGAAAGUGUAAGCGAGCAUAUUGCAGGCUUGUUUCGUUUGUCUAUUCAGCUGCAGUCGAACAUCAUGUCAGUCUGUCAUUUUGACUUGAUUUGGAGCCAUCUCCCAGCGAACUUUAGGAUUUUAGCGCCGAAGUUUAUUCUGUCAAGUCAAGAGUGUGGGGUAACUUUGAGAGAGCUAGAAAAUCGAUCAUCUUUAUACCCGCCGUCAACUCCGAUGCUGUUUUUAGCCCAAACUAAAACUGGAGAAACCCUAGGUGCUUUUAUCGAUUGCACCAUUCAGUCUAACAAAAAAUCUUCGCAGAUGGUGAAUUCUUUUGUAUUCCAGCUUGAGCCAGAGCCGAGAUUUUACCAUUCGUCUGAAAGUGAAGCAUGGAUAAAUUUUUCUAAAGACGAGUUAAGUUUUGGAAAAAAUGAACAUGACAUUGCGUUUUCAAUUGAUUCAGGAUUUGAAACUUGUAGCUUCCAUUCCAGUAAAACGUAUGGAACUACGAACAUCGGUUCUCAAGUGUUUCAAAUAAAGCUGUUGGAAUCAUUUGUAUUGCAAUAG
This is a messenger RNA of Blepharisma stoltei, 1617 nucleotides long. NCBI's taxonomy places the organism in Eukaryota, Ciliophora, Heterotrichea, Heterotrichida, Blepharismidae. The record is from the annotation of a GenBank genome assembly.